Exophiala bonariae is the source of this 1791-nucleotide messenger RNA. RefSeq lists its product as uncharacterized. Gene Ontology annotation, biological process: transmembrane transport. Lineage: Eukaryota; Fungi; Ascomycota; Eurotiomycetes; Chaetothyriales; Herpotrichiellaceae. The transcript has 5 exons. The record is from RefSeq and is a predicted model, not a curated record. Gene Ontology annotation, cellular component: plasma membrane. Gene Ontology annotation, molecular function: transmembrane transporter activity. Bases 1 to 1791 code for a protein of 596 amino acids.
AUGGUUGACUCACUUAGGGCUGAUGGAGACCAAAAAGGUGUCUUACCAACGGGUGAAUCCGCAUUAUUCGACGAGCAGAACAUCGUGUACGAGGCGGUUGAUGAAGAACCAAAACUCCAUGUUAGGACUUACGUUGCUCUAUUCGCAAUGUUCCUCCUGAAUUUAGUCCAGGUCGUGGCGCUUCAGGGACCUCCUGCUGUUCUACCAUACAUCGGUAGUAGUCUCAACAAUACCCCGGCCCAGACUUGGGUGCCAAAUUCUCUCUCCCUUGUUCAAGCAGUACUUGGACCGAUAAUAUCCUCUACAUCCGACACCUUUCAAGCUCGAAAGUCUAUCUUGAUCGGGUCUUGCAUGAUUUCCUUUGUUGGUGCAGCCAUCGCCCCGGGCGCAAGGAGUAUUUAUCGGCUGAUAGUUGCUCAAACGCUCAUUGGAGUUGGGUUCGCUUCCGUUCCUCUUGCAUACUGUGUACCGAGCGAAAUAUGUCCUCGCAGAUGGAGGCCCAUGGUACAAGCGUCCAUGAACAUUGCGGCUACACUCGGUGCCAUUAUAGGUCCAAUGGUGAUCGGCGAUUUUACCGAAAAGGAUCGUCAGGGCGGUUGGCGCAAGUUUUACUGGUUCCAGAUGGGUCUCUGGGGUGCUAUAGCCUUGGGCUUAUUAAUUGGCUAUAAGCCUGCAAAACGACAUACCCGCCUCGAUCAUCUUUCACGCUGGCAAAAGAUUACUGCUCUUGAUCUCCCGGGAAGUGCACUUUUGACUACCGGCUUAACCUCAUUCCUCACUGGUCUUAACCUAGGUGGUAGCCUCUACCCCUGGACUAAUGCUCGUGUUCUUACUACUUUAAUCCUGGGGGCACUGAUACUAGUUGCUUUUGGAGUCUACGAGUCCUUUGGUACCUCAUCGGGAAUUCUACAUCAUGAUCUUUUUGCAGGUGGAAAGACUCAGGGUCGAACAUUUUCCAUUUGUGUCUCUCUUAUAUUUAUUGAGGGAGUUCUCCUUUUCUCCUACGUCAUAUUCUACCCGACCCUAACUACUUCUCUUUUUGAGACAGACCCUCUACGAUUAGUAGGACGUCAGCAACCUUUUUGGGUUUGUGGUGCUGUGAGUACUGUGUUUUGGGGCUAUUGGAGCACUCGAUUUCGGACCAUUCGCGAUCCGCUGCUUUGUGGUUUCAUCAUCUUCACAGCAGGCAUUGUCGGGUUCGCAACGGUUCAGCCAAACCAGUCGGUCAAUGCUUUAGCAUUUUCAGGCCUCUCAGGAUUUGGCUUCGGCGCCCCACUGAUUCUCAUUAUCACUGGAGUUCAGCUGUCGACACCACAUCAUUUGAUUGCGACAGCGACAGCAGUAACAACCUCCGCAAGAGCAGUCGCCGCAACAAUCUUCACUGCUAUUUACGUGGCCGCAUUUACUGCUCGUUUAGAUAUCAAUCUUACGGCAGAAAUUACCGCUAACGCACUGGCCGCGGGGCUUCCGCCUUCAUCUUUGCCUACCUUCAUUGAAGCUCUGGUGAAUAAUGACAGCGCUGCACUGCCAAAUAUAACAGGAGUGACAUCUUCAAUUAUAGCAGCGGGUGUCACAGGCCUGAAACAAGCAUUCGCUGAUUCCAUCAGGGUAGUAUAUGUCAUUGCGGCGCCAUUCGGUCUUGUGGCAUCUGUCGCAUGUCUGUUCAUAGGCGAUUUGGGGAAGACAAUGAACUAUCGUGUCGAUGCGCCUCUCGAGGAGCUUCGUCCGAAGCAGUCCUCAGUGAAUGCUCCCUCAACACCUCAUACGAAUGGCCCGAAUGCACCUACCUAG